This is a messenger RNA of Coniosporium apollinis CBS 100218, 4248 nucleotides long. RefSeq lists its product as uncharacterized. The record is from RefSeq and is a predicted model, not a curated record. NCBI's taxonomy places the organism in Eukaryota, Fungi, Ascomycota, Dothideomycetes. The transcript is spliced from 2 exons. Bases 1 to 4248 code for a protein of 1415 amino acids. Gene Ontology annotation, biological process: mitochondrial transcription. Gene Ontology annotation, cellular component: mitochondrial DNA-directed RNA polymerase complex. Gene Ontology annotation, molecular function: DNA-directed RNA polymerase activity; mitochondrial promoter sequence-specific DNA binding.
AUGCUCGCCCACGCAGCACGGCGCAAAGUACGACGCGACGCAUUCCAACACCUAACGCCAUCCUUCGAGCAACUACGUCUCCCCUGGCUAUGUCCGGCGUUUCUGGCAUCGAGGAGGAGCACGGCGACGGCGGCGGCAAACGGAUCGUCUGCUGAGCCAAGGAGACAUAAGACGAGUAGACCAGCGGUUCAAAGGACAGCCACGCGCUCACUGGCCACCGCGGCCGACUUUGUGCAUUCGCCACAGGACUCUAUACCAUUCGAAGGUGUCCAUCUCCUGAAUCAAAGCCAACCAUGGAGCACAAGCCGAGCCACGCCCAGCUUGUCCGACCUCAGAGCAUGGACUUCUUCCGACAUCGUUGUCUUCCAAUCCACCGCGACGGUCUCGCCACCCACCAUAAUGACAAGACUAGGCAUUGGGGGAGAUCCGACGGAGCUCUACCAGAAUCUAUAUGCCUCUUUACGCGUUGGGCGGAUAGAACGGGCGGCGGCGCUGGUCCGACGAUUAGCGGAUAUCUACACACCACAUGCUAUAGAACUGCUCGAAGCGCACAACCUUUUUCUCGAAGGCAUGGCAGAGGCGGCAGAACACCAGCGGCCUGGAGCGAGCCUACAAGCUAUGCAGAAAUGGUUCGAAGUCGAGAUGAGGGCUAAGGAUGUCACUCCAGAUGCAAGGACAUACGUUACGAUGAUUCGGGCCACCGUGGCUCACAUGGAAGGAUCAAAACAAGCAAGGACACUGCGGAGAUAUAUGCAUCUUGCUGAGCAAUCCGAUGAGCAAGUCUAUGCCGAUACAAUGAACUCGGAGGAAUACACGAAAAAGGAGUUUGCUGCUAUAUGCAACGCCCAGCCAGAUCGGUUCUACGGACCGCCGCCUGAACCGGUGGGUGAUUCCAACAGUGCGAUUCCCGACAUCCGUCCUGUUCAUCAGAAAGGCUUAGGGCUGCAGACCCUGAAGAAAGCUUUGUCGAUAUUCGAUCCCAGCCAUGAGCUGAAUAGCCCGAACGCUCAGUCGAAAGAGUAUGGUAUGUCGUUAGCUCAUGCGAGGCAAUCGCGGAUGGAGGAGGAUGUUGUGGACGCUGCAAUUGACAGAUGGCGAGCGGAGAACGAGAACCUGAAAAAGCUUGGUAUCAGCUCUGCCCUCAAAUCGAAGCCCUUGGAAGCACUCAUGUGGCAGUGGUAUACCGAACUGCUGCCUCUACUGAAGGAGGAGAUAAAAACGAUACGGCAAGCCCUGGACAAUCCGAAGGAACACUCACAAAGCGACCAGCUGCGCUACGGACCAUUUCUCGAGCCUUUCACUGCCGAGAAGCUGGCAGCUCAGUCGAUCAUUGUACUUGUCAGUUCGCACGGCUCUGCCGACGGCGUGCUUGGAUGCAGGCUCGGUCCGCUUGCUAUGAAGUUGGCUUCUGAGCUGGAAACAGAUAGCACCAUCGAACUCCACAAGAGACAAGCCAAAGCUUCCGGCCGGAAGCACCUAUCGCAGGAGCGGCUGCAAGCCCUCGCCAAGAUGUCCAGAGGGCCGCUCCGACUGCGACCCUCGAUGGCUACUCCGAUGGCUACUCCUAAGCCUGACGAGGCCACGCAAGUAAAGCAUAUGCAGCGUCUGGAAUGGCCAGCAGUUGUGAAAGCCAAAGUCGGCGCUAUGUUGAUAUCCAAAGUCAUCGAAGUCUGCAGAAUGCCCGUCACUCGCACGGACGCAAAGACUGGGAAGACGGUUACGGUGCAAGAACCGGCCUUUUCACAUACAGUCCUUUUCGAGAAAGGCCGAAGAGUUGGUCACAUAGAGGCUCAUGAGGAGCUUGCCAAAAAGAUCAAGACGGAGCCUCCACGUGGGGCACUCGGUGCACGACUCCCAAUGGUUGUUGAGCCCAAACCGUGGACCGGGUAUAGAGAGGGAGGUUUUCUACGAUAUCCUACGCCCGUCGUGCGACAACGUGGGCAAGAUGAUAUCCAGAAGGUCUAUGCAGUAGCCGCCGCUGAAAAGGGGGAUCUAGAUCAGGUCUUCGCUGGCCUGAAUGUGCUAGGCAGGACUCCUUGGCGUAUCAACAGCAAAGUUCUCGAUGUCAUGGCGGAUGCCUGGAAUACUGGUGAAGCAAUCGGGGAACUAGCGCCCGAGAACCCGGACAUUCCGUAUCCGCCCGAGCCGAAGGAGGACGCGGACCCAAUGGAGCGCAGGUGGUGGCUUAAGAGAAUCAAGGAGAUCGACAACACGAAGAGCGGCUAUCAUUCGCAGCGAUGCUACCAGAACUUCCAACUAGAGAUUGCUCGCGCUCUCCGGGAUGAGGUGUUCUACUUCCCACACAAUCUCGACUUCCGUGGAAGGGCUUACCCGCUGCCGCCGCUCUUCAACCACAUGGGUGCCGAUCCUGCGAGAGGGCUGUUGGUAUUCGGCACGGGUAAAGAGCUGGGCAGUGUUGGCUUGCCGUGGCUUAAAGUGCAUCUGGCCAAUCUGGCUGGCUACGACAAAGCAAGCUUGAAAGAGAGAGAAGAGUUCGCGACCAAGCACAUGGACGACAUCUGUGAUUCAGCAAAAAAUCCACUGGGCGGCAGGCGAUGGUGGCUCAAGGCAGAAGAUCCGUGGCAAUGUCUAGCAACCUGCUUCGAGCUUGAGGCUGCGUUCAACUCUCCGGAUCCGACGCGCUACGUUUCGCAUCUGCCGGUCCACCAGGACGGCACCUGUAACGGCUUGCAGCAUUACGCAGCACUCGGAGGUGAUAAGGCUGGUGCGAGCCAGGUUAAUUUGGAACCCAGCGAUCGACCGCAAGAUGUGUAUACUGCAGUUGCAGAACUCGUCAAGGCCGAGAUCAAACAAGAGGCAGCAGAGGGCAACCCUGCAGCCAAGUUCCUUGAUGGCCACAUCUCUCGCAAGGUAGUCAAGCAGACUGUCAUGACUAAUGUCUACGGUGUCACCUUUGCCGGAGCUCGAGCGCAGGUCCAGGCCCGUCUCAGGGACAUUUUUCCAAAGUUCGAGGAACAGCCAGGGUUUGCCGGCCUCCCUGGUCUUGCAGCCUACAUUGCCCGAAAGAUCUUCGCUGCGCUAGCCUCGAUGUUUGGAGGCGCUCACGACAUUCAGUACUGGUUAGGCGAAUGUGCCACCCGGAUACUCACGUCAUUGAGCGCCGAGCAAAUCGCACUCAUCGUCGCAGAAGCCGAUGGGGCGGCAGCCAGCGCUGACAUAAAGUUCCGGAAAGCACGCAACAAGCUAAAAAAAGGGGGGGUGAACGAUGAUAUCACCCAAUUCAAGAACGGAGUCAUUUGGACAACACCACUAAAGAUGCCAAUCGUUCAACCCUAUCGGAAGACCAAAGUAAGCCAGAUACGAACAAUGAUUCAGAACAUCAGCAUCCGGCAACCCCGCCUCACCGACGCUGUCGAGAAGCGCAAGCAAUUGCAAGCUUUCCCGCCCAACUUCAUCCACUCCCUUGACGCAACCCACAUGCUGCUCUCAGCCCUCAAGUGCAACGAGAUCGGCCUGACCUUCGCCUCCGUGCACGAUUCUUUCUGGACCCACGCCGCCGACGUUCCAGCGAUGAACCGCGUCCUCCGCGACGCUUUCGUGCGGAUGCACUCCGAAGACAUCGUCGGCCGGCUCGCAGCCGAGUUCCAGGCCCGCCACGCCGGAAGCUGGUACAUCACCAGCAUCGUCAGGGCCACCUCAGUCGGCCAGAAGAUCGCUGCCUGGAGGCUUCAGGCGGAGAAGUUGUUGUCGAGUAAGAUGACCUGGUCCAGGGCGGCCAACGCCAAUAUCAAUGAGCUGGUUCUUGAGGUCAAGCGCCGGAAGCUGCUGGACUCUGAGGACCCGGAGGAGAGGAAGCGGGGUGAGGAGAUGGUUACGCCGUGCAGCAUCUUUGAGGCUGAGGCGGGUGAGUCGGCGAUCGCGGAGCCGGCGGGGCUGGGAGAGGUGCUGCUUGGGCAGGUGCAGGCGCAUAAUGCGGAGAAAGUGGACAGCGCGCUUGCGGGUGACUUGGAGCAGGUGGAGGCUGCCGAAGAGGAGAUUGACUCUCCCGCCGAAGAGACUAACGCGGCGGCGGAUGACGACGCUUGCAUCGACUCAAUGGAAGUGGCCGAAGCUACCGAAUCCAGGACUGCCGACGAGCAGUCUGCAACCCCGGAGAAGCCGGCGAAGAAGAAGCAUAGGACGGUGUACAAGGUCCAGGUUUGGAGGCCGAUGUCCUUCCCACCUGUACCGAAGAAGGGAGACUUUGAUGUUUCGAGGCUGAGGGAUAGUCAGUAUUUCUUCUCUUAG